AAUUGUUCAAAGCAGAGAUUACUGAGCCUUAGGUCUAGGUUUAGUUCAUUAUAUCUGGACCAUGCUUGGAGGCCUGCCUGCAGAAAUUCAAGUGAUGGAUAAAACACAGACUGGUCCAUGAACAAUGGGAAGGUGCCAAAGGUAGAAGAAGUGGCCUGGUGCUGUCAGUACCUCUGCUGGUCAUCAUCAUGGUAUCAGAGGCCUCUUCAUACCACCUGUUCUGCUGUCUCAGUUUGUUGUUUAAAUACCAUCGAAGGCUUUAUGUUCUUUGGGUCCUGCUGGUGGGCUUCAGCCCUGUUUCACUAGCACAGCAGGAUACCCAGCCUCAAUCCAUCAAAAUCGAGGGAGACAUCACCCUGGGCGGGCUCUUCCCUGUACACUCCAGAGGGCCUGCUGGUGUCCCCUGUGGUGAGAUCAAGAGAGAAAAGGGAAUCCAUCGACUGGAGGCCAUGCUGUAUGCACUGGACCAGAUCAACAGUGACCCAGACCUGCUGCCCAACAUCACUCUUGGAGCCCGGAUCUUGGACACAUGUUCCAGAGACACCUAUGCCCUAGAGCAGUCGCUCACCUUCGUCCAGGCCCUCAUCCAGAAAGACAACUCAGAUGUGCGCUGCUCGAAUGGAGAACCCCCCAUCAUCCCCAAACCAGAGAGGGUGGUCGGUGUGAUCGGAGCAUCAGGCAGCUCAGUGUCUAUCAUGGUGGCCAACGUGCUCAGACUGUUUGCGAUCCCUCAGAUCAGCUAUGCCUCCACUGCUCCGGAGCUGAGCGACAACAGCCGCUAUGAGUUCUUCUCCCGUGUGGUCCCCCCAGACUCCUACCAGGCCCAGGCCAUGCUGGACAUCGUCAAGGCCAUGGGAUGGAACUACGUCUCCACGCUGGCCUCUGAAGGGAACUACGGAGAGAGCGGCGUGGACGCCUUCCUUCAGAUAUCCAGAGAAGCAGGGGGCAUAUGCAUUGCUCAGUCUAUAAAGAUCCCAAGAGAGCCCAGGCGAGGCGAGUUUGACAAAAUCAUAAAGAGAUUAAUGGAGACUUCUAACGCUCGUGGAGUUAUCAUCUUUGCUAAUGAGGAUGAUAUCAAACGCGUGUUACAAGCUGCAAAAAAGGCCAACCUGACAGGCCAGUUCCUUUUUGUUGGAUCUGACAGUUGGGGGGCCAAAAGCUCCCCUAUCGAAGAUCAGGAGGAGGUGGCAGAGGGAGCGGUCACUAUCCUGCCGAAAAGAGGCUCUAUUGACGGAUUCGACCAGUACUUCACUUCAAGGUCUCUGGAAAACAACAGAAGAAACAUCUGGUUUGCAGAAUUCUGGGAGGAUGACUUCAAGUGCAAACUGACUCGACCUGGCAUAAAAUAUGACCCUGACAGAAGAAAAUGUACCGGAGAAGAACGAAUCAGUCAGGACUCUCAGUAUGAACAAGAGGGCAAGGUGCAGUUUGUCAUUGACGCAGUGUACGCCAUGGCCCACGCGUUGCACAGCAUGCACAUGGACCUCUGUCCUGGCUCCAUGGGUGUCUGUGAAAAGAUGGACCCAGUAGAAGGACGGAUGCUCCUCCAGUACAUUCGCUCAGUAAACUUUAAUGGCAGUGCUGGAACUGCAGUGAUGUUCAAUGAGAAUGGAGACGCUCCUGGUCGGUACGAUAUCUUCCAGUACCAAAUGUCCAAUGUCAGCAACCCAGGCUACAGGGUUAUCGGCCAGUGGACUAACCACCUGCGACUUAAUCUGGAGGAGAUGCAGUGGUCAGGAGGUGAGCGUAAAAUCCCAGAGUCUGUAUGCAGCUUUCCCUGUGAGUCUGGUGAGAGGAAGAAGAUGGUAAAAGGUGUCCCAUGCUGCUGGCACUGCGAGCUCUGUGAUGGCUACCAGUUUCUGCUUGAUGAGUUCACCUGUGACAUGUGCCCCUUUGACAUGAGGCCCCUAAAGAACCGGACAGGAUGUCGGCCCACACCCAUUAUCAAGCUGGAGUGGAGCUCUCCGUGGGCCAUCAUUCCCGUUUUCUUGGCCAUACUGGGAAUACUAGCCACUACUGGGGUCAUCGCUACCUUCAUCAGAUACAACGACACACCCAUUGUUCGGGCAUCUGGCAGAGAGCUCAGCUAUGUAUUGCUGACGGGCAUCUUUCUCAUCUACCUCAUCACGUUCCUCAUGAUUGCAGAGCCCAGUGUGGGUGUGUGCGCCAUACGCAGGCUGUUGCUGGGUCUUGGGAUGUGCAUCAGCUAUUCCGCCAUGCUCACCAAGACCAACAGGAUCUACCGCAUAUUUGAACAGGGCAAGAGAUCGGUCACACCUCCUAAAUUUAUCAGCCCCACCUCUCAGCUGAUAAUCACCUUUAUUCUAAUUUCAGUGCAGUUACUGGGGGUGUUCAUUUGGUUUGGUGUGGUACCACCCCACGUUACCAUUGACUAUGAGGAGCUAAAGCCUCCAAAUCCAGAGUUUGCACGUGGGAUCCUAAAGUGUGAUAUGUCCGAUCUAUCCCUCAUACUGUGUCUCAGCUACAGUAUUGUACUAAUGAUUACCUGCACAGUAUAUGCUAUAAAGAGCAGAGGAGUCCCUGAGACCUUCAAUGAGGCAAAACCCAUUGGCUUCACCAUGUACACCACGUGCAUCAUCUGGCUGGCCUUUGUUCCUAUCUUCUUUGGAACAGCACAGUCUACAGAGAAGAUGUUCAUCCAAACCACCACCCUGACUGUCUCCAUGAGCCUGAGCGCCACCGUAUCCCUGGGUAUGCUCUACAUCCCCAAGGUCUACGUCAUCAUCUUCCAUCCAGAGCAGAAUGUCCAGAAGAGAAAACGCAGCUUCAAAGCUGUGGUGCAGGCAGCCACCGUGUCCACUCGCCUGUCCCAGAAGAUCAGCGACAAGCAGAACGGAGAGUCCAAGAUGGAGCCGGACAGGUGUCAAUGACAGGAGGCGGAAGUUCUUGUGGAAAAAUUGGCAUUUACUGUUUUUGACAGAAGCAUUUGUUUCUACCUUUCAAUUAUGGAUGAAUACCAGCCACUGUGGAGGUGCAAUAUGUUCCUUUUGACAGUUGUUUAUAGACACUUUACUCAACAUGGAAUGAUGCAUGAAAACAAAGAAAUUUUUUAAACACACCUUCACAAAAAAUUUAAUAAUUCGGUGCCAGCUUAAAUCAAAUGUAAAAACUUUUAUGUCCUUUUUACC
Messenger RNA from Cyprinodon variegatus (sheepshead minnow), 3149 nucleotides. RefSeq names its product metabotropic glutamate receptor 6-like (gene grm6b). The transcript is spliced from 11 exons. The record is from RefSeq and is a predicted model, not a curated record. Gene Ontology annotation, molecular function: adenylate cyclase inhibiting G protein-coupled glutamate receptor activity. The coding region runs from base 189 to 2891 and encodes 900 amino acids. NCBI's taxonomy places the organism in Eukaryota, Metazoa, Chordata, Actinopteri, Cyprinodontiformes, Cyprinodontidae. Gene Ontology annotation, cellular component: membrane. Gene Ontology annotation, biological process: regulation of synaptic transmission, glutamatergic; G protein-coupled glutamate receptor signaling pathway.